GAUCAAACAUGAAGGUGUUCGUCGUUCUAUUUGCCCUUGCGGCGGUAGCUAUUGCCAGUCCUGUAGGCUUGGAAAACGUUCAACAAGAGAACCUCGCUGAAAACGAAGCUGAUUUGUCGAAGAUAAAGGUAUCAGGCGGAAUAAAGUGUCGUGGAAAGCGAUGCAAGGGUCACAUCGGUAUCGGCGGAAGCUGGUACGUAGCCGAUGACGGAACCCUCGUACCAGAACCAGCCGGUGAUGAAGUCGACGACGGUAUCCAAAAGUCAUACAACGUGGAGGAGGAAGAGGAAGAAAGCGUCGACGAUGAAAACAAUUCUGUAGAAAUUGUUUUCCAUUCCAAUUGCAACAACGACGAAAUUGACAAUUCGAAAUGUAACAAAGCUACCCUUGGAAUCCAUUGGUUGAGAUUACCAAGCGGAGAAGUCGUUCCACAUAUCACGGAAAACGAAAAUACAGCGGUCGAACAAGUCGACCCAACGACUGCGAAGUGGAAGUGGAAUGGUAAAGUCCGUGUCAGAUGUCGUAAAAGCAAAUGCCGCGUCGACGUCAGCGGUGGAGUUCACAACUAGACGCAAAGAUCUUCGUAACGAGGACGUAGAAAUCAACACGAUUCUUCAGAUCCUCGAAGAGAAAGAUCUAUCGCUCGAUAUGAUUUCCAGAAAACGAUUGAAACUUCCCUUUGAGAAAAAGAGAUUAACGCAACCUUAGUCCGUUGUAAAAAAAAAAAAAAUAUAUAUAUAUAUAAAGAAGAGA
Messenger RNA from Vespula pensylvanica (western yellowjacket), 753 nucleotides. RefSeq lists its product as uncharacterized. The transcript is spliced from 2 exons. NCBI's taxonomy places the organism in Eukaryota, Metazoa, Arthropoda, Insecta, Hymenoptera, Vespidae. The record is from RefSeq and is a predicted model, not a curated record. The coding region runs from base 9 to 569 and encodes 186 amino acids.